Molecule: messenger RNA, 2404 nt
Organism: Oreochromis aureus
Lineage: Eukaryota; Metazoa; Chordata; Actinopteri; Cichliformes; Cichlidae
Exons: 4
Coding region: 367-1272 (301 amino acids)
Source: RefSeq, a predicted model, not a curated record
UUUUCAAGCUCUUCAGCAGACACAGACAAUACAAGGCCCGUUUCAUCGUCAGGUUCAUCACCGUCUACAAGACUGUCAGUGUGGCCAAGUGUCUUCACAGUCCCUCGUUUCAGCUAUGAGGCUGAACUGCAACUUGAAAAGGCCAAUGCUGAGUUCAUUGCUGGUGGAACUCAUUUGAGCCCCUCACCAAAACUGAAAUCCCACCUUUUAGAAAGGCUGGCUGAAGAAAUAAUAAAAUUUAAAGUCUAUCCAACUGACAAUGACCUGAAUGAAGUUGCAGAAGCCCUUGUCAAACAGCAUCCUUGUCUGAGGGAGCAGGGAUCCUUCAAUGGCUGUUAUGGUUGGAAAAUUAGCCUCAAGUAUAAAAUGGCCAAUGUCCGGACCAAACUGAGAGGCCUAGGCUGUGCUGAGGUGUUGGUAAAUUCACUAAAGAACAAGGCCCAAGACAAAAGUCAGGCAGCAUUGAAUAUGAAAAAGCCUAGAAGAGCAGAAGUCAAUUACUGUCCGCAGUAUCCAAAAGGAGAAACUACUGACAGCCUGGAAAAAGAGAGAAUUGCACUGCUUUCAGAGGUUCAGAAGAGAAACAAUGACAAUAUAGUGACAAUGAAAAUGCAGAAGACUUUUUCGUAUAGAAGGCAAGAAGUUAUUCAAGGACAGCCCUUCAUUGCAGAUUUUAAAAGCAGAUGGCCAGCUCUGUUCACCGAGAAAGAGAUUGACAAGGAAUUCCUGCGCAUAUCGACAGUACCGCUGCUAUCUAGAUUCUUUUAUGAGCUAGACUUGUACACUCCACGCAUGAUGGAGCUCUUUCGAGGCAAAGGUGGGGUGGCUGGCAGAAAAAUGAGACACAUCAUGGUGGCCAUUUCCAAGGAUGACACAAUACAUACAAGGCGAGCAUGCAUCCUGAAGUCCUUGUGUGUCUACCUGAAUGAAGACCAUGAGAAACUUGUGAAGGAAUAUACGAACACUGAGGCCAACACUGAAGCCAUGGAACAAACUGUGAUGGGAGUGUAUGUCAUACAUCAGGAGGGUGCGGAGCCUGGAGAUGACCCAGAGAACAUCGGUGUCCUGAUUGAAGGCGUUGAGGUUCUCACUGGUUUGAGGAGCAUUGCAAUUGCUUGUGCUCUGUUAUUUGGACUGAUAUACUGUCUGAACCUAAGCUACCCACCGGAGCUCAAAUGCACUUUUGAAGUCUUGCAAAAGAUUAUCAUGAAGCUGGAUGGGCAGAGGUUGUCAUCUAAGGCACAGUUCCUAAAAAACAAGCUAAUGGGGUGAAUGAGCUUGAAACAGACUCAGGCAAGCCAGAUAUUUUUUUCAAGGUUUCUGCAAUGCAAAUAUGUGUUUACCGUUUUAAAGUUUAAAAUUGUAAGUUAUAAAAUGUUCAUAUAAACUAUGUGGUUUGCUCUGUGGCUAUUAGACAAAGAUUGUUCGUUCAUAACUUAAAGUCUUAUACACUUGAAGUGUAAACACUGAUUUUUGCCAGAUGGGCAAUUGUUACAAAGGCAAAUGCACACUGGUUUUCGCAAAUUGUUUGAGUGGAGCAGUUAUACUCAAAAUUGAAUGUUUUCUCCACACGUUAAAUAGCAUAAAGUCACUAUUAAUGGAUACAGCCUGAUUAAAUGGAGUACUAAUGUAUGCAAGCAACAUAGUAAUGUUGUAAUGUUAUAGUAAUGUUGAAUGUUAUGUCUGAGCUUUAAAUUGUGUUAAAAUUCAUAUUGUUGUUUGCAAUGCAUCUUUUACGAAAAGUUGCUUUGGGGAUAAUAUUUUUGUCUGCAAACUAUUCAACAGACUUAUUUCAUUUUUAUUAUUAGGGUUAGGGUUAUUUUAUUGUAUUUUUUUGUUUCAGUCAGCAUGUCUUGAUCUGGAAGUUCUGUGGUCUUAGUAUGAGAUGGUUAAAGGGGAGAAAGCUAGGCUGAACUGGGAUCCUGCCAACUGUUUUAAGAAUGUUCAAGCAAAAUAAAAGAGAUGGUUUUGCAAGUUAUCAUUUAUGUAUUAUGUUUCAUUAAUUUAAUUAAAAGUAAUGUUUACAUAAGCAAUACAAACACUAACUGAAACAUGAUUGGUGUAAGUACUACAGACAUAAAUUACAUUUGUUCAUUCAACAAGAUUAACAUUGGUGUAACAAACAAAUAUUUUACUAGUUCAUGUAACAAGACUGACUUUUGAUGUGCCAAAGUGUUAAAACAAUAUAACAUGAAUUUAAAUUAAUUUAAUUAGACUAACUUGGUACAAACAUGUUAACUGAAUAAAAAUCAAAUUAACUGAAUGUUAAUGUUUAAAUUAUGUUACACUUACAAAGAUAUUUAUUGUUGAAACAACACAAUCAAUAUGGAUUAAUAUAACAUGAUUUGUUUAGAUGGAAUAUAGGUGGCAAGAUAAAAUUAAGUUCAUCCAAUGAAUUAUUUUU